Molecule: messenger RNA, 4234 nt
Organism: Amphiprion ocellaris (clown anemonefish)
Lineage: Eukaryota; Metazoa; Chordata; Actinopteri; Pomacentridae
Gene: tspan5a
Product: tetraspanin 5a
Exons: 11
Coding region: 317-1192 (291 amino acids)
Biological process (GO): protein maturation; protein localization to plasma membrane; regulation of vascular endothelial growth factor signaling pathway
Cellular component (GO): membrane
Source: RefSeq, a predicted model, not a curated record
CACUGACGCCCAUCCGCAGCAGCGUCGCCGCCUCCAGUCGGAAUAAUUUCUACCAGAAAAGCGGAUGACGGUUUUUACAUUUCUCUUCACUUUUUCGGCUUAACUUUCUGGUUUUCUCGCCGCGGUGCGUUCGAGCUCGUCCGGUCCGUCGCUCCACCGUCAUGGCGCCGGUGCGGAUCUGAGCAGCGAGCCGUCGGAGCGGGACGAAGUGAAAUGCAUCCCCGGAGCGCUGAACCUGUUCCCUGCCGCUCAGCACAAAGCCUGUGAAGCAGGCCGAGUUUCCUCCUCCUCAGCGGGCCGCGGACGAUGCGCAGACAUGUCGGGGAAUCACUACAAAGGCAACGAAGUCAGCUGCUGCAUCAAAUACUUCAUCUUCGGCUUCAACAUCCUCUUCUGGCUGCUGGGGAUGGCCUUAGUUGGAAUUGGACUGUGGGCCUGGAGUGAGAAGGGGGUUCUGUCCAACAUCUCAUCCAUCACAGAUCUGGGGGGUCUCGACCCCGUCUGGCUCUUCAUGGUGGUCGGGGGGGUCAUGUUCAUCCUGGGCUUCGCCGGAUGCAUCGGAGCGCUGCGGGAAAACACGUUUCUGCUCAAGUUUUUCUCAGUGUUUCUGGGGAUCAUCUUUUUCUUGGAGCUGACGACGGGGGUCCUGGCAUUUGUCUUCAAGGACUGGAUCAAAGACCAGCUCAACCUGUUCAUCAACAACAAUAUCCGGGCCUAUCGGGACGACAUCGAUCUACAGAACCUCAUCGAUUUCACUCAGGAAUACUGGGAGUGCUGCGGCGCUUUUGGAGCAGACGAUUGGAACCUAAACAUUUAUUUCAACUGCACUGACGGGAAUCCUAGCCGGGAAAAAUGUGGCGUUCCCUUCUCCUGCUGCACCAAAGACCCAGCGGAGGAUGUAAUAAACACUCAGUGUGGCUAUGACAUUCGAGCUAAACCAGACUCGGAGCAGAAGGACUACAUCAAUGUGAAAGGCUGUGUGCCGCAGUUUGAGAAGUGGCUGCAGGACAACCUCACCUUAGUGGCUGGGAUCUUCAUAGGAGUUGCACUUCUGCAGAUUUUUGGAAUUUGUUUGGCCCAAAACUUAGUGAGCGACAUCGAGGCUGUGCGGGCGAGCUGGGUGCCCCCCCCUCUGUCCAUGCGUCGACUCCCACCACACUCCAGCAAGAAAGCAUCGGCUUACUACUCAUGAGACGCACAUACUGUGUGUGUGUUUGUAGCCGUUUCUUUACCUAAUGCUGAAGCAGCAUUUCCACUCUAACAGCUCCAUCUCUGAACACACUGUCAGGGAGAACUCGGAGGACGACACCGAUCACCUGCACCAUUUCCUUCACUGAACCAGCACCUUUUUUCCGAGGCACUAAUGCGUGAAGUGCUCUGUAUAUAAACACUGUGUGUGACUACUGUGAAAAGGACGGUUGAACACGGACUACAUGCAGAUCAUUGCCAGGCUGCAGUUUUGAUAGCUACAUUUAGACUGUAGGAGUUUUGAUACAUCAUUUUGAUAUUAGAUCCGUAUUUUUCACUGUGGAAACAUUGGCCCAUUGUUUCGUCCAUCAUGUAGGACUGUAUACUGAGGUUGUCAAACAGAAGUGCUUGCUUCGUGUACCUUCCCACCACUCGUGCAGGACUCUAAGUUACAAAGGAACUCACUGGUUUUCAAUUAAAAUCACGCACACAAAAAACCCCACAGGAUUGUGGUUUGAUUUAUCUGUGGACUUAAAUGGAAUUAUUGUUGCACUAACUGAUUAUUUUAGUUCCUGUUCAGCAGCUGUCAAACUGCAACGUGGACAUUUAUGAAUAAUUCCUGGAGGCACUGGUUUUUACUGAACUAAUGGACUAAAAGGGUUAAGUAUAAAUGAUUGAUGGAUGAGAUGAAAUUUCACUUUGUAGCGCCCCUUUGUGCUACUAAUUCCAUGUACUAUGAUUAAACAUUACACUGGGAGCUCUGCUAUCAAACCUCACUGUUUUUUAAGCUUCUGUCCAUUGAAAUAAUUGAUAAAUCCUGAUUUAAAUCUAUCUUAUUCAAAUUCCUUUGUGGCUGCUUUUACGUAGACUUUAAAUAUUUGGCUUUUUUAAUGUAAAGAAUAGCUGCAGGUGCUCACAUGCAGUAUGCUUUGAUGAAGUUACGUUUUGCUGUAAUUGUUCCCUCGUCAAUCCCAUCACAAACAGUAGUCCCUGUUCCAUUCAAAAUGUACUGAACAAAAAUAUAAACGCAGAAAUUAGGUGUUGUUCCAACAGACAAAAUCUUUACCAGACAAUGGAUGUCAUGGAACAACCAAAUAUGUACGAUACUGGAAAUAAUAAUCGCAAGAAGGGUUGUAGAAUAAAAUAACCAGUCUGUCCAGUAUUUGCAUCAUGUUCCCGGUUAAGUUGGUGUAAAUUUCAAUGGACAAGAUGUCAUUGUCCAACAUGUCCAUCCCGAGCAUCCAACAGAUGUUCAAUGGGGGACAUGUCUGGAGAUUCUACAGGCUGUGGUAGGACCAGAACAUUUUCAGCAACACUUGUUCUGGCCUCGUUGAAGCAUCAAGUAUUGUUGGCGAAUGGAACAAGAUGACCAUGGAUGUGAUCUGGCUAUUACUGAGCUUUGAAAAUACCACUGAUGAAAUGCAGACAUGUUCUUUGUCCAUGAUUUAUCCCUGCUCAGACCAUCACUCCGCUGCCCAGAGAUCCACUUGUGAAAAGAACCGUCGUCUGUCUUGCUAGUGUCCAACAAUCAGCAGCGGUUUCCCAGCGGAGCUGAUGACUUUCUGACGAUAGAUUAAGGCCUCGAUGUGGGCAGCGAGAUCACAGACCAGCUUUCAAGUCGAUGGUUUUGCAAUUAGACGAGCCAGAUGUAACAGUCCUGGGCUUUUGUGGUGACACAUGAUGAUAGGCGAUGGUGGAUCGUUGGUCUCAAAUGAUUUCUUAAAUGAUAAAUGGUGGAUUUGUGGACAUUCAAAGUGCCUGGCACCAUCCAACAAGCCAACGGUCCAUUGGUUCUCUUGUCAUUAAAGCUAUCAUUUGAAUAAAGCUCCAUUUAAGGUGGCCUAUUAAAGUACUAUAUGUUAGCACUGGUCACGCUGUUUAAUCAGUCCUUCAAAGACAUUCUGUGCACAACUGAACCUGUCAGAAAUUAGACUUCUACCUUUUGGACCAUUUGCAUGCUGCGUUUAUAUUUUUGUUCCAGACUUUGAACAGCAUUUCGUACAGAACUGGGACUAUCCAGUAAAACAACCUAUGACUUUAUGUACAGACAGUAUAUUAGAGUUGAAAUAAAACUGUAGGAUUCUCAAAAUAACAUGGUUUGGAUAGAAAAAGUCUAUGAAAGAUAUGUAGGGAAACGCAGUCCUGAUCACAACACAUCACACACAACAAAUUAACCGUAAUUUUUUUUGCUCUUAUCAGAGUUGUCAAGGUUUUUCCCAUCUUUAAAAAAGAAAAAGUCCGUAUACUCAAGGGACUACAAAACGUAUGUAGUUCUACACCCAUUGUUGUUUCACGUCACUGUGGUUCUUAAAUGUUUUUGGCGGGACAUCUCUAAAACUUCAAUGAAGUCUGGUGGAAAGUCAGAACAUGGGCGAAGGAAGCAGCUAUUUUUCAUUGGAUGUGCAUCAGAGAAGUUUUCGUACGCUCAAAUGGGCAUUUUUAAACAUUUUCAAUAUUUCAUAGACAGCAUUAAUGCACUUACUUGAAUGAAAAGCAAACCUAGCACUUGUACCCCACGAUUAUCGUUCACUUUGUGUAUUAUGAUGCAGAUCUGAUCAGUUUACACAACACUGAAUGAAAAAUAGUCAAUAAAUCUGGAAUUGGAAAAAUGAUGUUUCUUUUGAUGGUUUAAAGUGAUAACUUGCUGAAAGCAUGCGUUUGUAGCAAAGUGUUGACAGUAUUUUUUCAAGCUUUGUUGUAAAGUGGAACUCAGAUUUGUUCCCUUCUGAGCUACUUUAAAAGGGAUCGACACUGUUUUUGAUACUAAAUAUUUAUUGGUUUUCUAACACUAAAACACAGAACUACUGAUUCUGAUUUGUCACCGUUUCGAUGGUUGUAAAACGUUCUAACGAGGUGUUCUGCAGUCCUGUGAGGCGUCUCACUCAUCACUACCUUAACCACAUUCAUGGAUUGUUUAGCUGGUAUCGGUAUAAUCCCACAAACAUUGUAAUGUAACUACCUCCUCUCAUCUCCCCGUCUCAUGUCCUGUUGAAACUGAUUUUAAUGUCAAGUAAAAUUAAUUAAUAAAGCUGACGAAAACACCGAG